Homarus americanus (American lobster) is the source of this 1657-nucleotide messenger RNA. Its product is annotated as ubiquitin thioesterase otubain-like. Gene Ontology annotation, biological process: protein K48-linked deubiquitination. The transcript has 7 exons. The coding region runs from base 97 to 885 and encodes 262 amino acids. Gene Ontology annotation, molecular function: ubiquitin binding; cysteine-type deubiquitinase activity. The record is from RefSeq and is a predicted model, not a curated record. Lineage: Eukaryota; Metazoa; Arthropoda; Malacostraca; Decapoda; Nephropidae. Gene Ontology annotation, cellular component: nucleus.
ACCGUGUAUCAUUGUUGUGUAAUUAACGUGUUGGGACAAGGUGGUAUAUAUGGUAAACAAACUGGUGUCUGCAGCGACGACGCCUCGACCUGCCUGAUGGAGAGCCACCACAGAGAGGAGAACCAAACUAAACCAUAUGUCAAUCAAGAUGAGCUCAUCAUGGCACAGGAAAAGCAAAUUGCUGAAGAGAUUAAGGCUAACACGUCAAUGGUAGGGUCACUUGCUGGUCUUGGUUCACUGGAGGAGGAGUAUUCAAAUGAUCCUGUAUACUCUAGUAAGGUUAGAACUCUUCUGCCCAAGUUCUCAAAUGUUCGACGCACUAGACCAGAUGGCAACUGCUUUCUAAGAGGUUUCAUAUUUGCUUACUUAGAGUACUGUAUUCAUCACAGGGAUGAAUUAGCUAGAUUCAAGAAAUACCUAGAAGGAAGCAAAGAAGAACUUUUUGAUAUGGGAUUUCCCAAGUUUACUACUGAAGAUUUCCAUGAAAUGUUUAUGGAGGUUGUGAGUGACUUGGAAGGCAGUGGCAGUGUGGGUCGUGUAGAAGCUGUUUGUAACGAUGCUGGAACCUCGGACUAUCUAGUGGUGUACCUGCGACUUCUCAUCUCAGCACACCUUCAGAAGAAUGCAGAGUUUUUUAGCUUUUUUAUUGAAGGUGGCAGGACAGUAGAGGAGUUUUGUAAACAGGAAGUGGAGCCAAUGUACCGAGAGUGUGACCAUCUUCACAUCGUAGCACUAACAGCUGCUGUGGGAGUUGGUGUAAGAGUGAUGUACUUAGACCGAGGAGAAGGAGCUGCAAUUGUGUCUCAUGAUUUCCCAGAGGAUAAGGAACCAAUCAUUCAUCUACUCUACCGCCCAGGACACUAUGAUAUACUCUAUAAGGCAUAAUAUUUAAUUAACAUAGCACCUUGUUGAAAUAAUAGGUUUCACAUAUGUUCUUUUGUCUAUUCAGGGGCAUAAUUUCCUUGUGCUCCAUCUGCUCCAUAACCCAUUGAGUUUUGUAAAGUUAUAUACACUUCAAGUACAGGUAUAUCAUUAACAUACUUCAAGGGUAUUUUUAAUGUUGUCUCAAUAGUAUAACUUUACAUUAUUAGACAGUAUUCUUAUCAGUAUUUAUGACUGUUGUUGUCAGAUCUGGUUUGAUGUCUUCUUUUAAAACAAUUCACUCAUAUAUGCAAUUUUUUUUUAUCUUCAUAAUAAAGAAAUAUUUUGUACAUCUCAUUUCAACCUUUGGCCAAUUUUUCAGACGCAAGCACAGUAUAGGUGUUGUAUUUAGAACAGCUCCUCGGAGUAAUUAACUUUUGUAAUGAACCAAUUCUUAUUUGUAUGCUUUGAAUACAUAAAUGCACUGGAAAUGUUUUUUACUAAUACUUAUGAGGAUUUGGAUAUUUAUACUGUAAAUUUUGGAGAUAUUCAACACUGCUUAUCCUGUAUAGCUAUUUAUUUCUUAAUAGCAUUUACAGCCCAUAGUUCUUGGUUAGUAUUAUAUUGAAGGUUUCUCAUAAAGGAACAGCCUAAUAAAAAAGAUGCAUGAUAUAUAAGAACUGUAGAACUAUAAACUAAGGAAUGCAUGCUACUGUGUCAGAAUGCAUUUGAUUGUGGGCUACUACUGUCGAUCAUUACUUUUAUUAUGGAUAAAUAAAAUAAACUUUGAACUUCU